CGCGAUGCAUCCAGUUCAGGUCUAUCCAUUUCAUCGCGGUAGUGGUCGGCUGUUGACUUUUCUUCGUCCAUGUCUUCAUCAAUCGUAUUCGAGAAUGCGUCCUCGCGCACGGCCCAAGGUCGUGCAGGUGUCCUAUGGAAGCCGGGGUCGCGCGUUUUCUACAACGCCGACGCCGUUUGCUACUCAUCGUGACACACCCCCAUCUUCACUCCUUUCACAGACGCUUGAUCAGCGCCAGCAAGCCGCUCGCGAUGCUCAGACGGAUACGGCAGGACCUUUCAUGCUUGGAACGAUUCAACGCACUGGACCGAAGCAAAAGAAGUGGGGUGAGCUGUCGACGAAGGGAAAGGCGAUUCGUUCAACGCAGAACACAACAAACUUUACGGUCAUAGCUCUCGGUGCAGGGUUUACCGCCAUGCUCGCUUAUGCUUUACUUUCCGAACUCUUCGCGCGAAACUCUCCCACCGUAAAAUUCAACGAAGCUAGCAAACUCAUCAAGGAGUCUGAAGCAGCUCGUGUACAUCUCCCAGGAAAGCUCAUAUUCCAUAACAAUCCUCCGUCAGCGCACCGACCGAAGCAUCGCAACCGACGCGUCUCUUCGAGACUAAUGCAGGAUUCGGCUGGGCGUGAACAUCUAUUGCUUAAUUUCUAUGUCCAUGCAGAGCCGCUAUCUGAAAGCGGGGAAGGGUACAUUGCACGAACAUUGGAAGCUUUAAAGAGUUUUGGUGAAGAAACAUGGACAUGGGAAGAGAUGCGUGACUGGGCUAAUGAGAAGGCACGCAGUACCCGAGAUAGUGCCCGUAGAUUAUUCCUCUACCUCUCAGGCGAAUCGGAUUCUGGGUCAUCCGGACCAUCGUAUCCUUUCAGUUCAGGAACGGAUGGUUCAUCCUUACCGGCAGCACCGACUACACGACGGGAAACGCACAUUGGACGGAAUACCGAAGAAGGUGGUGGUUUGUGGUCGAGCAUUGCAGGGAUGUUCUCAGGCAUUGUAAAGAGCACCGACGCCUCAAGUAGUAGUGGUGAAUCUGGAGCGCGGAAACGCGAGGAAAUCUUCGAAGAGGGAGAAAUACAUUGCGACUUGGUAAAGGAUGAAGAUGGAAACUACGUCUGGCGAUACAUUAUUGUGGACAUGCCGAACUCUCGGGCACGAUACCCGAAACGCGUCUUUGUGAAACGAGCUCCAGGCGUUCGCGACUACGAAGGGGUUUUACGAUGGUACUGACACACUACAGCAUUUUCUCGAAUUAAAUCUUUUUCCUCGCCGCCACUAGCAUCUUUACUUAUCCAAUUCCAUCUCGUCCUACCCUAGGCCUCUUGUGUAAACUUUGGACCUCACACUGCUAUUCAUGAUCUGAACCUCUCCAGGCCCGGCAACAACUCAACCCCCUCAAUGGCGUCCUCGUACAGCUGCAACUAAUUGUUUGCGUUGCUCGCGUUUCGAUUGUCUAGCCAUGUACUUGUACCAUACUUAGGUGACGCGUUUUUUUACUUGAGCAUGUCGGGACA
Molecule: messenger RNA, 1509 nt
Organism: Fomitiporia mediterranea MF3/22
Lineage: Eukaryota; Fungi; Basidiomycota; Agaricomycetes; Hymenochaetales; Hymenochaetaceae
Exons: 4
Coding region: 95-1225 (376 amino acids)
Biological process (GO): protein import into mitochondrial matrix
Cellular component (GO): TIM23 mitochondrial import inner membrane translocase complex
Source: RefSeq, a predicted model, not a curated record